Pangasianodon hypophthalmus (striped catfish) is the source of this 2742-nucleotide messenger RNA. RefSeq names its product NIMA-related kinase 11 (gene nek11). Lineage: Eukaryota; Metazoa; Chordata; Actinopteri; Siluriformes; Pangasiidae. Gene Ontology annotation, biological process: protein phosphorylation. The record is from RefSeq and is a predicted model, not a curated record. The transcript is spliced from 15 exons. Gene Ontology annotation, molecular function: protein kinase activity; ATP binding. Bases 356 to 1873 code for a protein of 505 amino acids.
AACAAAAACAAGCUCCAUAAUCUUAUGAACAUCUGAUGCCUAAUUUUGUUUCCGUUCGGUUUAGUUGAAAAGUUUAAGAAAAUAAAACGCAGUAAAGUAACUUAGCCUUAAGCAGGAACGUCUUAUUCACACAUGAAGCUCCUUUACACUCUGUGCUUUAAACCUUUUAAAACCUGGCACAUUUUCUGGAGUAGUAUAUGAAUUUGAUAACUUGCAUCACUUAAACUCUAAAACAGAACCUGAUCACAUCCAGCCAGUUCAGUAUUUAUGAUCAGUGUCUUUUUGGAUAUAAUUUUUGUUGUUGUUGUGCUUUUAAUUUCAAUAUGGAGAAUGAUCAGGUGUAGAUUUGGACACCAUGCCUAAAUUCCGUGAACUGGAAGCUGAGUCUCCUCAUCAUCCUCAUCCUCAUCAUCCUCAUCCUCAUCAUCCUCAUCCUCAUCCUCUGCUGGCCAACAGAUACGUCAUUCAGCAGAGACUCGGCAGGGGAAGUUUCGGCACUGUGUAUCUCAUUGAAGACACAAAAAUGACAAUCAGAGACAAACUUAAAGUUCUGAAGGAGAUCCCAGUUGGAGAUUUGAAGCCGGAUGAGACGGUGAAGGCCACACAGGAAGCUCAGCUCCUCUCGCAGCUCCAUCAUCCAGCCAUCCUCAGAUUCUACACCAGCUUCCUGGAGAGAGACGCUUUCUGCAUCAUCACCGAGUUCUGCGAGGACGGGGAUUUGGAGUGUAAGCUGGAGCGGUUGCGUGUCUCAGGAGAAGCUCUGUCUGAGUCUCAGAUCAGGGAGUGGCUCGUUCAGCUGCUGCUGGGGGUCGACUACAUGCACGAGAGGCGGAUUCUACACCGAGACCUGAAAACCAAGAAUGUGUUCCUGAAGAAGAACGCUGUAAAGAUCGGUGAUUUUGGCGUGUCAUGCCUGCUGAUGGGGUCAUGUGACUUCGCCACCACGUUCACAGGAACGCCUUACUACAUGAGUCCUGAGGCUCUCGGUCACCAAGGUUACGACUCCAAAUCAGACAUGUGGUCUUUAGGCUGCAUCCUGUAUGAGAUGUGCUGUCUGAAACAUGCCUUUGAGGGACACAACUUCCUGUCCGUGGUGCAGAAGAUCAUGGAAAGUUCCACGCCGUCCCUGUCGGAGAAAUACUCACCAGAGCUCAACUCCUUAAUGCAGAGGAUGUUGGAGAAAUCCCCGUCACUGAGGGUUUCCGCAGCUGAAGCUCUGAGCAGUAGCGUUAUUAAGGAGCUGACUCAGUGUGUGAAGCAGCAGCUCUCGGAGGGGACGGCGGGGGACGACAGAGACGCGUCUCACAUCGCUAGCGUGCUGCAGAAGAAAGUGCACCUGCAGACGCUGAGGGAAAGGUCAGAGGUCGAGAAGAUGAGUCCUCGAGAGCGGAUGAGGCUGAGGAAGCAGCAGGCCGCUGACGACAGAGCCAGGAAGCUAAAACAUAUUGUGGAGGAGAAAUAUAAAGAAAAUCAGCAGCGCAUGAUCGAGCUCCGGUCCAAAAACUUCCAAAGAGUCAGCAUCAACGUUCUCACUGAGAAAGCUGAGGACACAGUGAGACAAAUCCAGCCAAUCAGACAAGAGGAUGCUACACCAAGCAGCCAUCCUGGACCAAUGGGAGAGCAGCUCACUGAACAUGACAUCCCUGAGGACCCUCAGGCAGCAGAAGUGUAUUAUUCUGAAGAUGGAUUCGAGUCGUGUUCAGAUGAAGAUGAUUUCUGCUCUGAAGUUCCCACACAGGACAGUGAUCUGGAGGCCGUGGUGCGACACAUGGAGGACGUUCUGGGGGAGAAAUCUGUUGCAGGUGAAGCUGACGGAGGUGUGUCUCACGCGGGUGUGUAUGGACCGCUCAGCAUCAACAGCACCAUGGAUUAAUUCUAAUCCAGAACAUGAGAGAAGGUUUAUUUCAUCUAAAUGCUCUUAUAAUUUAUUCUAAAAUCCCAAAUGUAAUUUCACUGCUGAUCGCUCUGAACGAUCCUGACGCACACGGCGGGUUUAACUGGUCGUCACUAACCUCAGACUUCUGCUUUACAUUUUUACUUUUCACUCACAAUGACAUGACACGUCUCUGUAGCAGAAAAUAAAAUCUAUGAAACGCUGAAGCGAGAGCGAUGAUUAGAGAGGAUUUGGCUGCUGCUGUGUGAGGCUGGACGGCCGAGCGCUCUGUGUCCGCCUUCAAAUCUGCGAUAAAAAGAAGCUGAUUGAAAAAAUCAAUUCAAUUACUGCAACACCUUCAAUCCAUUCAGAAGUUUUCAGUUUGAUUUUCAGAGAUUUUUCUUGCCGAGCUAAUGCAAAAGUUUUGCUUUGUGAUGUGAUCAGCUGAGGAAACUUUGAACUUUUUGCUUUUUAGAUUUUCUCUCUCAAAUGUACAUUUAUAUUUAACGAAAAUAAAUAAAUAAAGUGGAAAAUAAAGUGGACUUUAUUUCCCACUUCGGCUUUUCCAAGUCAGAUAUUUUCACACGUCCAUUACACCCUUCAUGUUCGCUUUUAUUCAGCCUUUAUUCUGCACUGAACAUUUUUCACUACAAGUGUCGAGAUUUGGACUUUUACAGCGGAUCGCUUUUAUUUAUUGGUAUUUGUGGGUCACUUAGAACUUUUAGCUAACAAGUUAAAUAAGAGUUUACGGAGGUUAUAAUCAGCUUCAUGUGGCAUUUAUUUCUGUUUGUGAAAGCUGACAGCAGUGGCUUCUGUGCUGGACAAUAAUCUUGGUUGUGAAGAUUAUCUACACUUAAAAAAAAAAAAGA